UUGUGUCACGGCACACGUGUUUAUAAGUUGUUUGUUGAUAAAUAAUGAGAUUUGAUUUAUUCAUAUUGUGCUAGGAAGUCAAUAAAGAGACUUGUACACAGAAGAAAAUUUAGAAAUAUUUUCUUAUUGUUUUCGUAACUUGUUCAAAACUCACCAUAACUAAAUUACUUACAUAAUACUUUGGUCUAAGCUAUUCAUGGAUAGAACUUUAAGCCUAGGUUUCUGUGUUCAAAAGUGUUUCAUAUUUUGAAAAAUUCAAAAGCCAGACCAAUUCUAUUAGUUUUCAUAUACCUAGGUAACUCGGGCGUUUUAAGUUCUUGAAAAAUGAAGUUUACAUAUAACCCUGUUGAAACAGACAUUCCAAACUGCAAAAUGAGAACUGGAAAAUUGAGUGAAUUUUACAGGAUUCCAAACUCUGUGUUCCUAACACCCCUUCUCUUGCUGUAUUCAAAGAGUGGAAGUGUUACGCAUCUGACUCGAGAAGUUCUAGAGAUGGUUGCUGAUGUACCAUCACAAGCUGUACAAGUGCCGCUGUCUAACAGUGUUAAAUGCUGUAGCAGUAUUAAAAAUUUCAAAGGAGGGAUAUCUAAAUUUGCUGGUUUGGAUGAAUGCUUGACAUACUGCUCAGUCCAAGAUCCUGCUGAAGAAACUAGAGGUGGAUACAAUGAGAAAACCAGCAUCAGUAUAUGGACGAAUAUCGGAAGACAACAAUUAUCAGCAGAAAAAUACAUGGACAUGAUGGAAGCUUUCAAGCCGGACAUGUAUCACUCGCUUUGCGAUGGUGACACCAACAAGAACUCAUCGAGGAAACGAGCCUACAAGACAUUGAACGUGACGGGGUCAAUGUUUAGAACAUGUGCCGAGCGACACGCCCAAUCGGAGAGUCUUAAGCACAGUAUGCUGCUGGGUGUGGUGGAGGGAGGGUAUGAGCUCAGUGCUAGGAGGGACGCAGCUCGCAAGAUGGCCGCCUGUCCUGCAGCUCAAGGUUACGUCAUUGACGGCUUACACAACAACGGACCAAGUGUUGAAGACAUCAGCUACAAAACCAUCAGACCAGUCAUCAAUGAAACACUGAAGCACCUACCAGAAGACAAGUUGAGGAUUGUUCACGGCGGGUGGCGGCCGGACGUGGUGCUAGACCUGGUCAACGCAGGUGUAGACGUGUUUGACUCCUCCCUCGUGUAUCUGGCAGUAGAGCGCGGCUCGGCCCUCACGUUCACUUACAAGGUGCUUUCAACCAGAGAAUUUAAUGGUGUUCCUCUCACUAAUGGAACGCAUCACCACAAGAAUGAGAAGAGAAAAGCGUUCACGGAACCUAUAACUGUUGAUAAGACCUGCAGAAAAUUGUGUAGAAACUAUGAAAUAAAUCUUAAUGAUAAACGGUAUUUUGAUGACUUCAGUCCGAUCAGCCGAGACUGCGGGUGUCUAACUUGCACCAAACACACACGAGCGUACAUCCACCACCUACUGAAUACCAAGGAAAUGCUGUCCUCCGUAUUGUUGAUGAUUCACAAUCUACACCACUACUUGCAGUUUUUCCGUGCAAUCCGAGAACACGGCAUCAAAGGACAACUACUAACUAUUGACCCUCCCAUCUCUUGACACCAGGGACCUGAUUUAGCCUAAGUACAGUAUUUGGCACACAUUCUUAGAUUAGUGUUAAGUAGUUUUAAGGUUAAAUCUAGAAUCCCAACUGGUCUACGCUUAGUUUAUGAGUCGGCAGGUGAAAUAGUAUUUUUCUCUAUGAAGAAUGCAUACACAAUUUACAACAGGAUUGGUGCAAAAUUUGACUAACCAAAAUAAAGGGAGUGAGGCUGUUUGGGGUUACCUAUUUUUUCAACUAAUCAAUGGUUGGAAUUUAAAAGCUAUUUCAGUUCAAAUCAAACAGCCUUUGAGAGUGGAGUCUUUUGUAACGUUUUUUUUUAUUACUGCCAUCUUAAAAUCUACAGCUGCACACACAAAAUCUAUUUUAAUAAAUAAUCAACAAUUGUUUUCUGAACUUUAUCUUCACAGCAGUUGUUAACUAUCCACAUCACGGUAGACAAUUCCUGUUGCCUAGCUAAUUUCCCUUUAAUUUUGAUUUUUUAUUAUGGUUUUGGUUAACAUGGGUUGCAGUUUAACGCCCGGGGGUGUUUAAAAGAGGUUUUCCUGUAUCUGGUCUUGUUUGCUACAAAUUGAACAUGCUACAAGUUGAAAUAAUAGAAAAUCCCAUUUGAAUCAAUAAUGUUGCACAAAAAACAUCAAGGAUUUGUUCUUUUGGAGGAGAAAGCCAAUAAGAAGAAAGCAAUUCCAGUACAAGGAAUCCAAACAUGUCACUCUAGUAGAACUAAGAAAAGGAAAUUACAUGUUGUGCGUAAAGUCUUCAUGUUGGGAUUCUAAUGUUGAUAGCCUAAAUUGUUAGUUUUUUCACCAAAACCUUUCACUAGUCUGUCCUAUACACUUUUCACUAGGAUUAACUAUUUAUUUUAGGUUUUAAGCACUUAUGGUUGAGCUCUAAGAGCAUACCGUGAUUUCCAUGGCGGCCUAUGAUGUUAGAUGAUGAAUUCAUCCAAUGUUGUUUUAGUGAUGUGGUGGUUGUUGGUUUAUCUAGUUAGAUUAGUUCAUUUUUAGUGAGGGCAAGACUAGAUUUCAAUAUCUUUCCAGCAGUUUUUAAAUUUUUUCUUAGGAAAUCUUUUACUUUUUCAGUUUUGUUCUCUAAAUUUAUACAACUAGGUGGUAAUGGAAAGACCAAUUUAAACUACAUACCAUGAUUUUUAAGUUAAUUGUUUAAAAACAAGAAAAAAAUCAAUGCAUUUAAAAAUAAGUUUACCCAAAGUAACUUAGAAUGAAAGUGAUUUAGGUGUUUGGCUGUAAAAAACUGGAUGAAAUUAGUUUUGCACAUCAAAGAUGUGGUGAUUGUAGAGCAUUUUAUCGCCUUUUCAUAAGCUGUCAUAAGUGGAAAGUCAGUGGCUUAUUCGCUAGCUUGAUAAACUGAAUUUAAAUAAAGUGCAUUCAUAAUGGAUGUCAAAUUACUUUAACCUGAACGAUUGUGAUCAUCUCAUGCAAUCAUGAAGUUUACAUAGCACCUCAUAAACUUCACUCAUGUCUUCAGCAAUACGAUUAAAAUUCCUUUCUGAAAAAAUCCAAAAUCAUUUAAAUCCGGUUUCAAAAACUAAAAUAAGGACUCGUGCACUUUUGAGUCUUGAAUUUCCCUACAUGUUUAAUCCCUCAAAUCCAUUCAAUAUUCAAAAUUACUGUGAUAUUCUGUACUCUUAUCUUACAGAAUUGAAUCCAGCACACAAAGAAACAUUAGUUUGAUAAAAACCGCAAGCACCACAUCACUAGUUGUUCCUACACUGUAACUAAGUUACUUUCCAAACCAUAAGACACUUUUGUAGUUAGUGGCCAGUACUAUUACGUUACGUAUGUUGAUACCAAACAUAGUUAUUUUGUGUAGCAAAGCUAAUGACCGAAAACAUUAUCAUAAUUUGUACCUUAUUUAAGUAGAUGGAUUACCUUAGUAAUUAUUUGUUGUGUUGUUGGUUGGACAUUGUUAGUACAAAGUUAACUAAACUUUAGUUUUACUGUGAUUAAUACAUAAUAGUACACACGCUUGGUUUCAGGUUGCAUUGUUAAUUUAUUGCUCUCAACGUUACUUUUGUUUGAGUAGGCCUACGGUAUCUCGUAAAGGUCCAUUCGCGUUUGUGUCAAAUUAAAUAAUAUUUUUCAAAGUAUGAUGUUAAAAUCAACUUUUACAUUAAUUAUGGAUCCAAACGCUACUUUGGGAAAGGACGAAAAUCCACUAAUGACAAGAAGUUGUUAACAUUCAGAACAUUUAUUUGUAUUUUAGAUGAAAUUGGUAUGGAGUAAUGCCAACAACGUAUUGGUGACAAAAGUAGAGGUCCUUUACAUUUUGUGUUAUACUCACAGAAAAAAACCACACACACUUUUGAUCACAUUUGUAAUAUGCCCUAUGUACAAGGAAUUUAUUGAUGGGUUCUUCCAAAGGCAAUAACUUUGACGCUUAUUUAAUUUUACUCAACUUUAUUUAUUAAAGUACUUUUCUCAAAUUGUCAAUGCUCCUUAACUUUCGUUAUAAGGUAACAAUACAAUUUAAUUGUUAUUUAUUUUUAUAAUUCUUCAUAAGUAUUCUAACCAUUAUGUAUUGUAUAUUUCAGUUGACAAACACUGGGAUUUUCACAUGCUUGAAACAGUGAUUUAUUUAUUUUAGUAACUUAAGUACAGCAAUUCUGUUUUUAAGUUGUAGUUCUUGUAAGUUCAAAUGAAGGUUGUGUUUAUUUGUUUUCUUAGUUUUAGGUUCAAAUUUGUGUUAUUUUCUCCCGGUUUAUUUGUUAAGUAUAUUAAGGCAAUCAAUAUUUUGUCUGGAAACCUUUUGGUUUUUCUGUUCAAUGUUUGAGAGGAAAACCUUUGUCUGAAAGUGGUUGAUUUCAUGUUUCUCUUUUUGUUUUAUGUUUAAGUUUAAGAAACAAUUGCAUAAUAACCUAUUCUAAACACAUUUGUGUUUUCAUUUCAUCAAAUUUUAGAUCAAAUUUUAAUUCAUCCCUGACACUGAAUAGCAAUAGGUAUUUUCAACUCGUAAAAAUAAUUAUUUGCUCUUAGUAUGUUGGCUACAGUAAUUCAAAUCUCUUUGGUUGUAUAUUUUUUCUAAUAAGUGCAAUUGAAAGGUUGUUAUAUGUUAGAAUAAGUCGUUUGUGGGAAGGUUUUGCUUUAAAUCCCAUUUAAUAAUGUACAAUAUCUUACAUGACUCCACGUUGAUUUAUCUUGUACAAAUUCUUAAUCCUGUACCUGAUCAUAACUAGGCAAUACGUUUAUUUAAAAAGUUGAUUUUAGUGUUUAAUUUUUCCCAAACACUAAAUAGGUUACGUUUUGAGGGUUGCAAAGUAUUUGUAAAAUGUAAGAGUGAACCCGGUUUUAGUUAUUCAUUAAUCAGAGUUAAAUGUUCAGUAAUUUUCUCUCUGAGAAAAAAAUGUGAAUUCAAAUAAUAGUUGGGCGCUAAUAAAUCACCUAAAUUGUACAGCAUUUUUAUAUUAUAAUAAAAAUACCAGGUUAACAAAUAUUAGAAUUUCAGUAAUUAUUUUGAUAAGGAAGGUAAAUGGGAAAAUCAAACCUUAUUUUAAUGUUACGAUUUGUUGAUUGGCUUUUUCCUAUACUGAAUUAGACAUUGUAUUUUCAAUCUACUGCAGUCAGUUGUAACUAUAUAGCUAACUAAAUGAACCUAUUUUACAGUUUUUUAUUAAGGUCCUAAGUUCUCUCUUUUAUAGAAACUACUGUGAUAGUAGAUUGGACAAGAAACGAGGUAUUUAAGUAUCUUGUAGCUUAUGAUAUGGUAACUCUAUUAAGCUGCUUUAGUUUCCGACAAGUUACCCUUUCAGUUUCCUUUAGUUAAGAAGUUGUAAUCGAAGAAGAAAACAGUAUUCAACCGUAUAAUGUAGGAGGGGUCAGAUGGUAAAGAGGAAGUGUUUGGCAAUGUUGAGUGUGUCAGCUGGAAGUAUUGGAAAAACAAAACUUGUGCUGACCUACAUAAGGCUGUGGCAUUAAGUAGGUCAGGGUGAACUGUUGUGUUUGGCAAUAAUGUGGGCCAUAACAUGGUUUGAAAGGGCCUAUGGCCUUGAAUCCAGGUAAGAUUAAGAU
Macrosteles quadrilineatus (aster leafhopper) is the source of this 5631-nucleotide messenger RNA. Its product is annotated as queuine tRNA-ribosyltransferase accessory subunit 2. The coding region runs from base 325 to 1602 and encodes 425 amino acids. Gene Ontology annotation, molecular function: tRNA-guanosine(34) queuine transglycosylase activity. The record is from RefSeq and is a predicted model, not a curated record. Lineage: Eukaryota; Metazoa; Arthropoda; Insecta; Hemiptera; Cicadellidae. The transcript has 9 exons.